AACUCUGGCUUUACAAAAUUUACAGUUUUAAUGCUUCGUUGAUGCUGGAAACUCUUAGAGGAAAAAGGAUGAUGUUUGUAGGCGAUUCAUUAAGUAGAGGUUUCUUCUUUUCCAUGAUCUGCCUUCUUCAGAAAUUCAUUGGGGACAAUGCCAAAUCUAGUGUUGCAUAUGCUGACCAGAGAAUUAUUUUUACAGCCAAGAGAUUCAAUGAAUGUGCAUGGACAACAUUGGAGAGGAGUUAAUAUUUUAGUGAUACACACUUAUUUCUGGUGGUUUACUGGAGCUGGAUACGUCAAGAUAUUGCCAGGACCAUUUGAAGACAAGGUAAACAGUAGUAUAGAUGUGCCCCCAGAAGAUGCUUAUCGAAUGGCAUUGGAGAGCAUGUUGAAAUGGAUAGAGGAGAAUAUUGAUACAACUAAAACAAGGUUAUUUUUCAAUGGCAUCUCAAUAACUCAUGGAAGUAAUAUUGUAUGGGGAGGCGAUCACAAAGGUAAUUGUUAUAACGAAACGAUUCCUGUAGAAGAUCCUAAUUACAACAUACCAACAGCAUUUAAAAAGACAAUGCGAAUCGUUGAUGAGGUGCUCAGCAAACCGAAUGUGCAAAUAACAUUCCUAAAUAUCACAAGGCUAUCAAACUAUAGAAAGGAUGCUCACGUAUCAAUGUACCAGAAACAAUGGCGAAAUACGACAUCAAAAAAUGUUGAUUGUAUCCAUUGGUGUUUGCCCGGAGUUCCAGAUACAUGGAGCGAGCUUUUGUUUGCCAAGCUUUUCUAUCCUUGAAAAUUAUCAAGAAAAUUUUUGUACAAUAUAGAUUAUACCACAUAUUUAUCUUACCACUCUCUAAUUUUUUUUU
Ipomoea nil (Japanese morning glory) is the source of this 853-nucleotide messenger RNA. Its product is annotated as protein trichome birefringence-like 33. The record is from RefSeq and is a predicted model, not a curated record. Gene Ontology annotation, cellular component: Golgi apparatus. Bases 148 to 780 code for a protein of 210 amino acids. The transcript has 4 exons. Gene Ontology annotation, molecular function: O-acetyltransferase activity. Lineage: Eukaryota; Viridiplantae; Streptophyta; Magnoliopsida; Solanales; Convolvulaceae.